Molecule: messenger RNA, 1817 nt
Organism: Scomber scombrus (Atlantic mackerel)
Lineage: Eukaryota; Metazoa; Chordata; Actinopteri; Scombriformes; Scombridae
Product: immunoglobulin gamma-1 heavy chain-like
Exons: 7
Coding region: 1-1635 (544 amino acids)
Source: RefSeq, a predicted model, not a curated record
AUGGUGGACUAUAGGACAGGACUGCUGCUUCUAACUAUCUGCUGGACAGGUGUUGAUGGUCAGACUCUGACAGAAUCUGAACCAGCGGUUAAAAAACCUGGAGAAUCCCACAAACUGACCUGUACAACCUCUGGAUUCACAUUUAGUGACUAUGGUAUGCAUUGGGUUAGACAGGCACCUGGAAAAGGACUGGAGUGGAUUGCUUAUAUGUACACUGACAGUAGUGGCAAAUACUACUCUCAGUCAGUUGAAGGCCGGUUCACCAUCUCCAGAGACAACAGCAGACAGCAGCUGUAUCUGCAGAUGAACAGUCUGAAGACUGAAGAUUCUGCUGUUUAUUAUUGUGCUCGAGACUAUGCUUUUGACUACUGGGGUCGUGGGACUGAUGUCACAGUAACUUCAGGAACAACUGUAUCACCAACUCUGUUCCCUUUGGUUCAAUGUGCCUCUGAGAAUAACGAUAAAGUUACUCUUGGCUGCCUUGCACAGGACUUCUUCCCAAAGAGUCUUCAGUUCCAGUGGACUGGUGGCACGAACACACCGGCCUCUGUACAAUAUAUUUUAGGUCAGAACAGCCCAUAUAAAGGAGUCAGUGUGGUCCAAGUAUCGAGAUCUGAUGCGGAGACGUUUUCUUAUAAUUGUUCCAUCACUCAUCCUGGAGGCCCCAAGUCUGUGCAAGUGAAAUAUGAAUCCCCAUCUCCUCCAACGGUGACUUUGCUAUCGAUGCCAAGUGGAGACACUCAGGCCCUGGUGUGUACGAUUGAGGAGUUUUCUCCAGAAAAAUUGUCAGUCAAAUGGAAAAAGAAUGAAAACGAUGUAUCCGACUUCACUGAUUGGGUCCCCAAAAAAAUUGGAAAUGUAUAUUCAGCUGUCAGCGUCCUGAAGGUCAAGAACGCAGAUUGGGAAAAGGAAGCUGUUUACACCUGUGAGGUGGCUCACCAAGGAAAAACAUAUAAGCAGAAGGCUUCAAAAGCUCCUGUCACAAUGACACUGAACCCUCCAAAUCCCAAAAAGAUUUUCAACAACAACCAAACAGAGUUGGAGUGUAUCAUCACUGGACAAGACAAGACCAUUGUAUCUGAAACUACGAUCACUUGGCAGAUUAAUGGAGUAAAUGUGACCAGUUCCAUUACUGGACAGACAAAGUCUGCAGGCAGUCAGCACAGCAAAACCAGCACGCUGACUCGUGAUUUCAGUGAAUGGCAGAAAGUUAACAACGUGCGCUGUUCUGCUAACAGAGAUUACAUGACACCAGUUAUUCAAGAUCUGACUGUCCACAAAGGAGGUGUGAAUCCAACAGUGAUGGUCCACGUUCUCUCAGAGGAGGACAUCAAAGGAAACUCAGAUGUCAGUCUGGUGUGUCUGGUUUCCAGUCGUGAGCUGCAGGAUUAUUACAUUGCCUGGUCAGAAGAUGCAGGACAAAGAACUGGUAACUACAAAGACGGCAUCACCUCCCCACCUCAGAAGACCAACAAUGGCUAUUCUGUUACAAGUAUUUACACCAUCACUAAGGAAAAGUGGAACCAGAAGGGUUCUGUUUUCACCUGCAACGUCUGGCCUGCUGGCAGGAACGACUCCAUGAAAUCACGAGGAGUGUCUAAAGCUUUGGGUAACUCCAUUGAAUGUGACAAAUAGUAGAUUCACCUUUAAAUGUGAUAUUUUGUGCUAAUGUGUCGCUCUGUCUCUGAAUGUAUUUUGACAGUAAACAUGUCUGUUUAGUUUUGUUUGUCAUCCUGUUGUGUUUCAGUCUGUCUUUGUCAUAUUGUCAAACUGCUUGAGAAGUGUGCUGAUUGUUUCAAAUAAAUGUUGCAUAGAGA